GCGCAGGAAGUAGUCCCAACAGUAGAUCGCUACGACACACGCGUGCUCGCGGCGGACCAUCCGCAUGGUGUUUAAUCCACGGGAAUGCGCGGUUUGACCGAACCAAGCCGAUCGUCACUCAGCCCAAAAUGGCGCUAUGUUUACAUCUCUGUAUAAUCGUGUAUUCUGUCUAAAAAGUCUCAUGGAGAGCUUUGGUGAUUGUAUUCUCACAGAAAGAUAAUCCGAUCAUUUGGCAACACCGGUGAUCCACGACAAAUCGGACGUUCGAUCUGUGACUCCUAAGUUCCUCAGCAUCAGUCGGAAGGAUGCAGACUGAGGCCACAGACUCUUCCCUGAGAGAGGGCAUCGAGGCUCUGGGUGUGAGCGACUCGGAGAAACCUGCAGUCGGCAAAGAGGAAGAGGGCAACACACACGAACAGGACACGGAGAUGACAGCGGCCACAGGAGAGGAUACGACCACCAGGGAUGAAACGGGUAACUCCAUUAAGAAAUACAAACCACACAGCUUGAAAGCACACUCAGUAGUAGAUGCAGUGGAAAGAGAAGUACACAAGGAUGCGCCUCAGGCAGACACAGGGCUGGAUGGUGGAGAGGGGAAGCAGGCUGCAGGAGUGGACAGUGAAUGGGAGCUUGCAUACAGUGACGAGGAAAUGGAGGACCCCAAAAACUGGAUGCCCCCGCCUGCCGAGAUCAAAAGACUCUAUGAGCUCCUCUCUAAAGGGGAGAUGCUGGAAUUGAACUUUAUGCCCCUUCCUAGGAGGCCCCCUACUCCUGAUCGUACCCCAUCACCUGAAAGAGAAGACGAGGAAGAGGCAACAAAGGAAAGAGGGAGGGAGGAGAGAGACUGCAGGCCUCCAGCUCCAACUGAGUUUGACUUUGAUGAAGAGCAAAUGCAAGCCACUCCAAAAAAUGCCUUUGUGAACAGACGCAGAACACCAGGAUCUUCAGCCCGCUCCUCUGUGAAAAGGGAAGCUCGGCUAGACAAGGUGCUGUCCGACAUGAAACGCCACCGCAAAAUUGAGGAGCACAUCAUGCGAACGGGUCGAGAUCUCUUCAAGAGUGAAAAGAAGCUGGAGGAGGCUCUGUCUCCAAACAGCCAGAAGGAGCGGGAGAAGGAGAGGGAACGAGACAGCAACCCCAACACCAUCUUCUCCCCGAGACAGAGGAGAUACUGAAGUAUCAAUAGAUGAGGACUUGCUCACAGGCAAAUGGGGCCAAGUGCCUUCCAGGCUCUCAAAACUUGAAUUUUUUUUUAUCAAACAAGUUUUGUAUGUUUUGUAUGUGUUUUGUAUGUUGGCAAUAAACAUUUUAACCCUG
Messenger RNA from Cyclopterus lumpus (lumpfish), 1317 nucleotides. RefSeq names its product PAXIP1 associated glutamate-rich protein 1 (gene pagr1). NCBI's taxonomy places the organism in Eukaryota, Metazoa, Chordata, Actinopteri, Perciformes, Cyclopteridae. The record is from RefSeq and is a predicted model, not a curated record. The coding region runs from base 306 to 1175 and encodes 289 amino acids. The transcript has 5 exons.